Molecule: messenger RNA, 1031 nt
Organism: Eurytemora carolleeae
Lineage: Eukaryota; Metazoa; Arthropoda; Copepoda; Calanoida; Temoridae
Product: methylmalonic aciduria and homocystinuria type D protein, mitochondrial
Biological process (GO): cobalamin metabolic process
Cellular component (GO): mitochondrion
Source: RefSeq, a predicted model, not a curated record
GUUUGUCGAGCUCGAGGUUUGUGCGUAGUUUUAGCGGAGCCCAGAGCGGAGGAUCAAGAGGCUGGAAGAACGAGACCCCCCAGGGAUCCAAAACUGAGGUGUUUGUUUACAGUCCUGAAUCCAACAUUACCUGGCCAGACCCUCAACUAGGGGUUCUAGGUUCAUCAGAUCCAUUUUUUACAUUUCCCGGUCAUAUAGGCUGUAGUUUGACGGGUCAACUACCAGAGAAGAGUUCUCCUUUAAAACCGGUUCAACCAGAUAUAUUAACAGCUCCAACUAACAAGGAGACCCAAGUACACGCUCUGUACAACGCCAGCGAUUACAUCAAGUACACUCCAGGUUCUGAAUCCCUGGUCUGCGCAGAUAUACUAGAUGAGUAUCCUAAAAUAGUUGGGAUGGAGUCCGUUCAGUUUGGAGUACAUGAUACUCCACUCCUUCUCAGAAAGGAGAUGAAAGCCCUAUUCCCGUCCCAGAAUAUUGACAACGGAAAUUUUACAACAAUUACAUACAGUCAGAAAACUGAGAAUGAUAUGAGUAAAUGGUCUGACCAGGUUGAAGAUGAAAGAGAGAAGAAAAUGGAAUCCUUUGUCCAGGCUGCUAAAGAGAUCUGUGCUAGACUGAAGGAGGAUGGAUUCUGGGCUGAUUUCCUAGAUCCGUGCUCCGGUACUCCUUACUACGGUGUUCACACAAACACUACAAUGUUUGAGACUGAUGAGAAGUUUCGUCUCCUUGGAUUCAGAAUCGAGGAUCUGGGCUGCUGCAAGGUUAUUCUUCAUCCCAAGUAUGGACGAAAUGUUUUCGUCGGCUGUAUCGUCACAAAUGCGGGGAAAAACAGUCCCGUACUUGAGGAAAUUCUAGAGGACAUUGUUUAAGAAGAUCGCUUGGUGGAUUUUCUUGUUUCCCCCGAGGAUUUUCUGAGACAACUUUUGCGGAUUUACAAGAACAGUAAUUAACCCGAUUUUAGAUAGAUGGGUUUAGUUCAAUUAUAAUUCAUUCUGGGGAUUAAAACCAUAAAAAGUUAAAAAUUUAAA